This is a messenger RNA of Pocillopora meandrina, 18566 nucleotides long. Lineage: Eukaryota; Metazoa; Cnidaria; Anthozoa; Scleractinia; Pocilloporidae. The record is from the annotation of a GenBank genome assembly.
AAUUCUAACGGUUGUGUGGAAAAUGGGAAAAAGUGAAGUCGAAAAAGCACCUAGUGCACCCAAAACCAAGAGAGAAAAAAUAUAUUCCCCUACUAAGGUACUGUAGUAGAAAUACUUUCAAUGCAGUUUAAUGUCAUGUCCCAAAUGAAAACAUUUGCCAAUUUUACAUCUCAAGACUUAGAUUUCUGCCUUGCCUUUUUCUAAGCUGCAUAAAAUGUUCCAUUAUGCACGUGUAUGUUGCUUUUUGAAAUAUCUCAAAGCUAAAAUAUUGCUCGCAAAAGCCAAACACCACUGUUCAAGUGAUAAUCUCUUGCCUUGCCUUGAUCUACGUACAAAAUAGUACUGAAAAACCUUUUUUCAGGUUAUAAUCCGUCGUCUCCCUCCAUCGUUUACCGAAGAGCAAUUGAAAGAAGAACUUGGAGAGUUUCCUGAACAUGACUUUUUCUAUUUUGUUGGCAGUAGCAUGAGGUAAGCUGAUCUUAAUUUGGUUAAUACGGUACUGGUAGGGGAAAGACAUCACUAUCAGUUAAGAGGCUUAAGAUAGACUCCAGAGCAUAAAAUGUAUCUCGGCUUCCACAACAUUAAGUCGCUUGUAGUAUUCCUACUUCUCCUAGGUGGAAUUCAGUUGUAAUCCGGCUUAUCCCAACCUAGCAAUUUAUAAAGUGAGCUUCUUCAGAAAUGCUCCUGCUAACAAACUUUCCCCUCCAACCUUAUGCCCCCAAGCCAGAGCUUAAAUUUUUUGACAAUCCCCCUCUUAAUAUUUUAUUUCCUUCUCUCCCCUUUUCCUAUGGAAAAAAAUAUCUUAUUUACGAUAGGGGACAACAUCUUUUCUGUUUUGUGUCAAUUUUAAUAAUUGUUUUCUUUACUUUCUGUUUACAGCUUUGGUCCUGUUUCUUUUUCAAGAGCAUACAUCAACUUUAAAAAUAGGGAUGAUAUAAUCAAGUUUAGAGAUCAAUUUGAUGGGUACUGCUUUGUGGACAGCAGAGGUAUGCUUAGGAAUAGUAUCUUGGUGGUUUUUUUAAAUUAUUAUUUUGACUGGUAUUGAUAAAUAACUGAAUAAGCAGCCAGUCAACAUCCUUUAACCUAUCAUACUGUUUCAGUGUGUCAAGCUCUUUGUUACACUAGCCUGUUCAAAAAAAACCUUGUGAUUGUUCUGUAAGUCUUUCUCUCAGUCUUUCUGUUGUUAUUUCUUUCUUCUGUGGAUCAGUCUUUUACCUAUCUUUUUUCCCAUGUGUUUCUGAGACUGUGGCUUAGUUAGUCACACUUUCAAUCACUUCAUCAGGCAGUCAUUCAAGUUCCGUAAACAAUCCGUCAUGCACUCAUGAGUUUCUCUGUCAGUGAGAUAAGUCACUCAGGCUGCCUAUCAUGCAUUCCUAAAAUAAAAAAAAUUUAGGUGAAAACAUUCUUUUUUUUUAAUUUUAGUUCUUGAUGCUCAUGCUCAAAUCCCUAUCUUUGAACAGUUGUUCCAAUAGUCAUUAAGUAUCAAGAGGCUUUUUUUCUAUUGAUGCCACUAGUCUUUUUCUUUAACAUCAGGUGUAGAAUAUCCUGCUGUUGUGGAAUAUGCUCCUUACCAAGCUGUACCUAAAAAGAAAGUAAAAAAAGAUCCAAAGAUUGGAACUAUUUUGGAAGGUGCGUACAAGAUUUUUUUCAUUUCCCUUUGGGAUACUAGACAUGCAUAACUGAUCUCUUCACAAAUCCAAUGUAAACCAUUGGGAAAGUCAUUACCAAUAUCGCUAGCUAAGAAGGUCAGGAUAUGUCUCUGAAUUAUCCUGCAAGUGAGAUAGCCACAGACAAUCUCAAAUGCUACACCCUCUACACCCUAACAUCAGUAUGCAUAUUCUCCAUACUUUUUUCCAUACAGUUCCUAAGGUGCUGGCAAAGAGAAUUUGUUUAACAAUUGGGAGCUUGUUAAGUUGGUGAUCAUUCCCUCUGUUCUCAUGAACUUAAUGUUUGAUCCAGGGGUGAUAUUGUCAGGAGAAAUUAGAUACUAGGCAGUCUUUGACUAUGAGAUCAGGUUUUAAUAGACCAGGCCCCUGUUGUUUGAAGGACAGAUAAUGCUAUCCACUGGAUAAAUGUCUAUGCAGUAGAUAAUGCAGUACAUUUUGCCUUCACUUUUGCACUGGAUUGUAAUUUAUCUGUUGGAUUGCAUUAUCUGCCCUUUAUACAACUUGGCCCAGAAGGAAAUGGCAUUGGGUAAGGCUAGGACAAGGCUAGGACAAGGGUAACAUCUAAAAAGAAGCUGUGUUUUGGACACCAGAUGGGUAAAGGAAAGGUUUAGGACCCAAAUUUCGUUGAGAUGGAGCAUUAGAAAAGAGCUAGUAUGGCACAAGAGCAGUCCAAAGUUGGAGUACUUCGGAGGCAUUAUGCAUGGCUAUAAGUUGCUAAAAUGACAGACGAUUUUGAUGAUUUUAUUUAAUUUCCUUUCAUUUUUUAUAUCAUCAUCAGAUCCUGACUACAAGGCUUUCCUGGAAUCACUGAACAAAGAUGAGGAGCCUCCCCCAAGUGUUGAGGCUCAUUUGGAGGAGAUUGAAGCUAAGAAAUGUAUUAACAGUGUUUUAAUUGUCAUCGUAAAUGAAGAAUUUAGAGAAUGAAUAAAUUGUAUGUAUGUGAAAUUUUACUUAUUACAAGAUUCAUCAUAUACAUAGACUUUUUAUAGACAUCUUUAAGAAAGAAUUUAGAGAUUUAAUUGUUUGUAUGUAUGUGGGGUUUCACCAAGUACUCAAUUCUUUACAUACUUAUACUUGUCAUCUUGAAAAUGGAAAUUUGGGAUUAAUUAAGUUGCAUAAAUGUGGAAUCUCUCUUAUCACUAGCUUCAUCCAGUGCAGCAAAAAAGAGCACACCACUACUGGAGUACUUGAAGAUGAAGAGAAGUCCUCGUGGAAGGCCUUUGUCAUCUGUAAGUACAAUGAAAUGUGCAAGAAAAUUAAGACAAGCUUGCAAGCUCAUGUAUCCAAGAGCUUGUACACCAGGCUGUACAGUAAAUCCCCAACCCUCUACCCUAAGUGACAAGUUUCUACCUGACAGGCUCCCACUCUCUAAUGCAUCUCCAUUCCUCUCUCUCCUUUCAAACAAAGUCUAUGAAUUGGACUUGAAACACUGGUGCUUGAAGCUUGUAUUCAGUGUUUUCCAGAAGACUCGGCGGCUGGAUUCUUCCCCGGCUACUCGUACCUGAAAUUCUGAAUGCUUGACAGAGAACCCUCCGUACUUCUUUCUACUUUAUAUAUGGUCUAUUUUAAAUCUUAUGAUCUCCUCUGCCUUUUCUUCUGAUCACAGCGGAAUAUUUCUGACAAGAAGAGAAGGGCCGACCGAGAGGAACUACCGAAGGUAACAUUUCACUGUCGUUGUCUUGUUUUGUCUUGCGUUAGCUAUUGUAUUAGAUGUCAUGUGUUGUUAAGUUUACGUACUUGUGAGAUAAGCUGUAUGACGUGGUUUUCUACAACUAGGAAAGGAAAUGAUGGAAGGAAGAGUUUGACCAUCUGCACUUAGUUGGUGUUCAGUAAACUAACAACCCAAGUGAGGUUCUAAAAAUGGUUACAAUUCCCACAAAUCUUCCCUCGUCGUUUGUUUCAACUAUCAAUACCUACAGAAUUGGAGUUGUAUCAUUUCGUUUGUGGUUCCAUCGGCAAUCUCGUCCUGUCUCGCAUAAAUGUUCUGCAUUAUCCUUCUCCUAUCCCCAUCCUGAACAGCAUUAGAGCGUCCUAUGGCCUUCCUAUCUUGGUUAGCAGCUUAGUCAUCUCCCGCCAUACAGUCCCUUCCCGUAGAAUUGUCCUGUCCUGCACUAUAAUUAUUUUAACUGAAGCAUCAUACAGUCUUCCCAUGCGAGACACGCAGAACACAUGUCGCGUGUCUCGAUCAUCGCGUUUCGCCAUGUUUGUCUCCGCUCGCCUUAGAUACUGCGCCUGUCCAGCGGGUGAAAGUAAGUCUAAUUAUCAGUGCAAAUCCUAUUCGGAAAGUAGACAAUUUGCUCUCACGCUGUUGCCCUCCUUCUGCAAUUGCGACGCGCUGUGCAUACAUUAGUAGCACUGGUUAACAGAUUUGUCAUAAAAUUACUGUUGCUUCUCUUCUGUUUACUCGCGUAUUUUAUUAUUUUAACCAGUCGCCGAAGAAAUCGUCGAAUUUGUCUUCCAGCAAAGAUUCUGGUGGUAAAAGUGGCAGCCAUCCGCCAAAGGAGGAAAAGCCUAAAGACGAGUAUGACAAUUAAACUUAAUUUUUAUGAAAAAAGAAAGCAUUACUGAAAUAGUAGCACACGCAGAGACCGAAUGGUUAGCGCGCGGAACUCUGGGUAGGGAGGUGCAGGUCACUAUGUUCUUGAGAAGAGCAGGAAACUAAAAAUAAAGGAUAAUCAUCAGUGGUAUGGGCUUCUUGGCUAAACAGCAGACUUAAGUUUCUUUUUCCCCCAAUUUAUCCAUUCCGGAGAGUAUUUAACCGUUUAUUUAUCCAGCACUUGGCUGGCUUUUCUUGUUAUCCUUAGUAGGUGCGAAUGAAAAUAAAAAAAAAUUAAAAAAAACAAAACAAAAAAAAAACAGUAGUGUGCAAAGAGUUUUACAUUAGGGUGUGCAGAGGUCAUGGGUUCAAAUCCCGUACGGGCCUGAAAUUUUUUUCAGGUCCUACUUACAACUACUAGUUUCAGUAGUGUUCUUAGCUGCGAGGAUCUUCUAAUUUCAUCUUUCCACCGCAGUGCAAAUAUGUGAAUUUUCAUAUAUCUAAAUCUUCAGUUUUACAUUAGUUUACAAAGUUUUCCGGUGUCGUCUUUUAUUUUAAUGGCUGUUACCUAUCGACAGAAUCUUUAUCCAUGAGAUGAUAUUGUCUCAAGUGAAACUUUUCAAAAUCACCAGUUUGAUUUUUCCAAUGUUUUAUCCAGCAGGAAAGAUGCAAAUGCCAAAGAAGGAACUCGAAAAAAAGAUGAGCAGGAUAGAAAAGGCAGCAAAGACACAAAGGUAAUGACAGUGCUCGUUAAAAGCACAGAGUCCUCCUACUGAAAAUUAUAAAACGAGUAUAAAUUUUGUCUAGGGUGUCCUUGGUUUGACUAGGGGUCUCCAUCGUCUAACUUGUACCAAGUCUUCUGUGAGACAAACUUCCGUUGAUGGAUUGGAAGGGAAAAAAAGAGGCUUUCCUUUCUAUUCCGCCUCCCAUUCAUCCCCUUCAUAACUCAUCUUUUUCUCUCUCGCACGCGCGUGCUUCCAGGUACAGUUAAGAGACUUGUUAGCUACAAUGUGCCUAACCGGGUCUUUUUAAGUAAACGAUUUCAUGGCUGGCAAUCGCCGAAAACCUCCCGGGGACGCGUUAAGCACCGCUAAAACCUGUGAGCGGGCUAUCGUUAGGAGAUAAUACUGAGUGCAUGUUUUUAAAUGUGAGUACUUGACUGCCUGAUAUUUUCAUUACACCAAAGGUUUGCUAUUUUUGUUUUGAAACAGGCAUCAUUGUCUUCCAAAGAGAAGUCUGAUUCAAAAUCUCCUGCGAAAGGAAAAGAGGAAAAGGUUGGUUGCAUCUGAGAUUCUUUUUCUCGUUAUCUUGUAAAAAAGUUACAUGUCAUAUGUGAAUUCCAUAAUUUUUAUUGAUUUCCUCAGGGUCGACCUGAAUCAGGAAGAUUCGGAAGGAGGUCCGACAGCCGACGCUCCGACGAAAGACGACCAGAAGACAGACGAAAUAGCAAUCGUAGAGACCGAAGAGAUACUGGUGAUAGUUCCGGAAGCGAUCGAGUACGUGACGAUCGCUCCCGAAAAGAAAGCGGGAGUGACGGAAGCGGGCGACGCGAUCGAAGACCAGAGAGUCGACGGGAUUCGCGACCAGCUCGAGAACCCGAAGAUAAGCCGAAAGGAAGAGAGCCCUUACCUAAAGCAAGCGAUGCUGAUAAGGGCGGGAAAAGUGGUGGGGAGAAAGAGAAGGAACAGAAAAAAACCACAUCAAAGGCAAAUGAAACGGAGAAAAACAGAAAGGAGGAAGACAGCUCAGUAGCUGGUGAUGCAAAACCCUCCAGAGAAGAAGAGAAGGGAGCGGCCAAAGACGAGAAAGUGCGAAGCGAAGAGGAGACGAGUAGGCAAAGACGAUUACGAAACAAGGUAAAUAAGCGUCAACUAGCAGAUUGGCAAUUCGAUUUUCAGUUUUCAGAUUUUUAAAUCACACUAAAGUUUGCUUUGCAUGGCCACACGUUUUCCCGCCCAUAAAUUUUAUUUAGGUCGUCAUCUGCCAUCUUUUUUUUCGUUACCUCGCGCAUGACUCUUCAAUACACACUUUGCAUGAACAACGUUAGUGACUUCUUUGGAGGAGACCAGUGCUAGUACGGUUCCCUGUGAGAUGUCAUUCCAAGUCUUUUAUCUUGGGCUCUGUUAUUCGGCCAAGAUAUAGAAAAUCAAGAUUGAGUUACCACCAGUGAAGAAUCUGUUCCUGACAUGCUGCCAUUAAAAAAUCUGAUUAACUCUGUGCAGUAAGAUUCUUGGCCGUCAAAAAAUGUUGUAUUUGUAAUUUUCUUAUUUUUUUUUUAUUUCUGUUCACGAGCGAUAAGUUUAUGUCUGUUUUAUCUUAGGAUCGUCCUGAUCGAGCCAUUUAUCAGCCAAGAUCAGCUUCACGAGGAGCAGGCUCUAAAAGUGACGCUCCUAAAGGAACAGAAUCACCAGGUUGGUAAAUAUCAGAAGUUUUUCACCUGCUGCGCUUCUUGUCUACUUCGUAGUCUUUCUUUGGGAUGUCACGCAGUAUAGUUCCCCAACAGAUGUCUUUUUUGAAUAGAGCGCUCUAACGAAAAGUUGCAACAAGAGGAGAUUAGUUUUCCUCAAGAUAGUGUAAAAAAAAAGACGAGUAUUAAAUUUUGGGAUCCAGAAAAGGGAAAAUAGCAUUAGGUAAUUGUGUCCCAGACCUGGAGUAAUGAUGAUCAGACAGAGAAAUGAAUAAUUAUCAAUGAUUAUUUAACACAAGUGUUCCUUCAGUAUUCAUCAGGAAACGAGGUAAUUUUUCUUAAAGAAUGAUCUGUGAGCAUUGCUUCCCAGACUUGAGUGGUAAAGAUGUGCUUUCGUCAAGCAAAUUUGCACAUUUCAAUGUUUGCGGACAAGAUAGAAAAGCUUAUUCCGGUAACCACGACAUAAAGCGACUAGGAGUAUCACUAAUCCACCCUAGAUGGGAUUCUAGUCCAUCGUAAGGUUAACACCACCCCCCCCCCCCCCUCCAGAAUUUGAUCAGGCUUUCCUGACAAUUCACCGGUACCCAUAUGUACUCCUGGGUAAAGAGAGGCGCUGAAAGAGAGAAAUGACUUGCAGAACACAACACAUUGAUUCAGCUUUGAUCUCGAACCAGGACUUCUCAAUCCGAUUUUUUUCCUCGACUUUCCAUGUAAUUCAUAACUUUGCGAAAGAAAUGAAAUAUCAAAGAUUUUCGAUUUUUUUCUUUUAGAAAAAGAAAGAGGCAAGGACUCCAGGACCAAGGAGAAGAAUCGUGAAGCAGAACGUGAAAGUAGAAAGAACCGUGAUGAUAAACCGCGCGAUCGAUAUCGUGACGAUCGAAGAGAGCGUGACAGAGACCGUGACAGAGAUCGACGAAGCGAUCGUGAUAGAGAUCGUGAACGUGAUCGUCCGCGAGAAAAGACGCGUGAGCGUGACCAGGACCAAAGUGAAUUCACGAAAGAAGAACGAGACGAGCGGAAAAAAGCUGAAGCCAACGAAAGCGUCUCCGACGAAACUAAGACAACAACUUGUGAAUGAAAAAUCCAUCAAUCCUUGUUUUUAAUCUUGACGCCAAGUGCUCGUAACAAAGACUCCUCCGAAAAAAUGAAUACUUGAUAAUGCCACUUUGAAAUUGCAUGUUUAGACACUCUUUUGCAACCGUUACGUUAGCAGCUAUGUACAUUUAAAAAUAUAAAUCUAAUUAUUGAAGACAUAAAAAAACAAUUUUUCUUGCUUUUUGUUUAGGAGUUUAACCUUUAAACAGAGCUAGCGUACAACAGUGACUUACAAUUCCAUGAAACUGGUGAGUUUCUGGCCGUAGUAAAACUGUGCGCGUGCUACUUACAGGUGAAAAUUGUAUAUUACAAGGGAAUUACUCUAGUUUGAUUUUGCAAUCUACUACACUGCAAUAUUGAUAUCAGUAUUCACAGCAGUGCGUUUGUUUUGUACUUCACAGGAACUAGUAACAUUUUCGGCAAACAGUUCCAAUCAAGAAAAACUUGCAGAUAUAUGAUUUAAAGAAUUCUAGUUAUAUUUCUGGUACCUUCAAGUUUUGUAAUCAUCAGCUCAGAAGUCCCGUCCCCACUCUGCCCCGUCCACCCUUUGGAUCCUACAACAACCAUGACCCUUCCUAUAUUUAGCAAACCACACCCCCAUUCCCCACUACAAUACAUUUCGGCAGCUGUCGAACCGGACUACUCGAAAACCGUGAAUAAUUUAGUAAUGAAACUAAGUGCUGAUUGUUUGUAACGAUAGGAUCACGUGAUCUAACUUUCUUGGAAAGCGCCUCGCGGUGGGAAAGUCUUACUGCGACAUUUAAGGAGGAACAUGGCUUACUUGUUUUCGAUUUUCGUUAAAAUUUUUGGUAUCAUGGCCUGGUUUCUCAGCCAGGAUAUUCCUAAGGGAUUGCCGGACGAUCAGCUAACGAGUCUACAAGUGAGCGGUGUUAGUAUGGAUAUCCUGCGCUUCCUGGUAAGGACACUUGCAGCUGUCGAUUAGCUUGUCGUUGAUAUUAUUUUCAGUGAAUGGACUAGGUCGGUAGAAUGGCCUCGUCGAUUCACAAAAAGUCUAGCUGGACUUCAGCUUUUACACGCUGACACAUAAAGUAUAAAUAAAGCGAUCACAGCCACAUUAGAAUUCAUUGAGUGUUUAUCAUAAAUUGCGAAACUUUUAAACGGAGAAGGAUGGUCGAUAUCUAUAUUGUUAAACUACUUUUGAGUUGCGAUCUAUGACCUAAAAAAUCCUCCAAUUUUAAACAGAGAGCAAAAACGGACCAAGCAACUGAGAAAUCAUUUGGCCCGCUUCCGCCCCUAAGCUUUGAAAACGUCGCUCUUGAUCAAAAAGUUUAUUUUUAAUUAUUUAUUUCUAGGGGUAUACGGCUUCUUUAUUUGGGAAAGGGGAGUCGAUCGAAUAUGUUAAUUGGGGACUUCAGUGGUUAUCAUGGAUGCACCCUAAGGAUGAAGAAUCAGAAAAAUUAUUGGAAAUUUGGAAUGAAAAGAUAGCCAACAUCCAUGUACGUUUUUAUAAACCAAAAACCCUUGGCAAAAAAACUACUGGUGUGGUUUAUUUUCAUGGUGGUGGAUUUACUAUUGGAAGUGUUGGUAGGUCAUGAUAUCAACCCUUUAAUUUCUAGAAGUGAUCAAAUAACAUGUAACUUCUCCUAGUAAUAUCCAUACAUUAUUCGGCAAACAGGUAACGAGAAUACCCAGACUUAUCAGGUAGAAAUAGUUAUCUUGAUCUAACACCAAGUUCCUAUAAAUUAUAUGAAGGAAAUGUGUAGCAGCUAGAGGGGAGAAUUAACACUGAUCAGAUCUUGGGAGUUAGAGGGUUGAUAGGGUAAUUUAUCAGUGCCUGCUGGUAACAUCAGGAAACAAAUUUUUGAAUUGGAAAGGACAAAGAGAAGGGGAAAUGGAAGCCUGGAAAAAUUGAGAAUGAGAGGUGAAAGAGAGGUACUAGGCCUGGACACAACAUAUUACAAUAAACAUAAAUGAUUAAUUUAGCAACAUGAUGGCUCCUUUAAAUCCUUUCUGUGGGCACCACAUUUCCAACAAAAUUAAGCCUUGAAACAUGCCCUUUUCAUCUUCUCAAAAAUUUGCAUCAGUUCUUCGUAUUAAUUGUUUUUAUGAAUUAUUGUUUCAGAUCAGUUUCAUCUAUUCACCCUGCUGUUAGCUAAAAAAGCAAAUGUUGUGCUGGUUUCUGUUGAGUAAGUGUUCCACCCACUGAGUCUGGAUUUCUACUGAUGCAUGGUUUUACAACAUGAUCUACUGAACCUUACAGUGGGCUCAGAUUUCUUUCUGUCACCUGUCACAAAUAUUUCCAACAUCUUUCUUUAUUUGACCACAGAGCUCAUACCAUCUUUCUUGCCUAGAAUCUUGAUCCACACAAGAUACUUUUGAUAAGCUGAUCCUAGCUACAUAUGCUUUGGAAAGCAGCUUGGUGGAUAUGCAGGACCUGAAAACCAAAAACUUCUCCUAGUUAACUCUCCCACCCCUGGAUCUUUUUAUUAAUUCUCCUUACUGUCUGCCAUACAAUUUUAAUGAUGUUUGUUUGGAGAAUUUGGUAUUAGAUCAAACAAUAAUUCUCUAAUUGAUAAUUUUUUUUGAUUCUCAUUACUUAUCUUCUUGAUAUUGUUUUGAUAUUGCUAGGAGAAAUCUUUCUUAAUCAUUCUUUAGAGUUAAAAGGGUUAUAUGAGCUUAAUUGAUAAAGCAUUCGGAAUAACAAAAUCAGAACCUUUCAAGACUCAAUACCUUACACCUUUGAGAAUGAAAAAAUUAUAUUUUGUUCUUUAUCAGCUUUAUACCUAUGCUUUUAAGCAUUCGGAAUAACAAAAUCAGAACCUUUCAAGACUCAAUACCUUACACCUUUGAGAAUGAAAAAAUUAUAUUUUGUUCUUUAUCAGCUUUAUCCCUAUGCUUUUAAUAAGUGUUUAAUAUUUCUCCAUCACACACACAAGUAUUUUUGGUAUAAUAAUUUCUUUGGACGCAAAAGAGCAAAUAAAUACAUUAAAUUGGGAACCUAAAAAUUAACAAAAAUCAGUAUACUUGGUGGAAUUGCAAAAAAUGACCAAAACUUGGUUUGUUUUUGUAUUUCUUGUGUUCUAUUCAUUUGAUAAUAAAAACUACUCCUAAUUCUAGCUCCUUUGCUCACAAUGACAGGAUAAAUUCAAGAUAAUAAGACUUACAACUCAUCACUACUCUGUAUGUCUCUAAACUUUGUAGAUACAGAUUAGCACCCAAACACACCUUCCCUGCCCAGUUCCAUGACAGUUAUGCUGUUGUUAACACCCUGCUGGCCACUGGAGCGAAAUAUGGUAUUGAUACAAACCGUAUUAUUGUUGCUGGAGACAGUGCUGGUGGUAAUCUAGCAGCUGCAGUUGCUCUCAAGCUUCGAGAUGAGGACAAACAUCUGGCAGCUGAGGUAAUGUUACCUUGAUCUACCAACCAGCCUUCGUAAGACCCUAUUGAUUUCUUUUGUAAAGGAAAGUUACCCCUAAAUACCUCUAUUACCUAGGUUAUCAUGGCAAUCACAAGGUCACUGUGGUAACAAAUCUUUCAUGCAAAGCCAGCUACUUAACUGAUCUCAGCUCAUCAUUGUCUGGCCUAUUGCCAUUUGAGUGAUGAAACACCUUGCAUGCUUGAUUCAAUGCAAACUUUAUCCUUUGCAAGUCAGAGCCAGUUCUUUAGGAAUUUUUCUUCAGUUGAUGCUUUAUUUCCCUUCACAUACUGUUGUUAAAUGAAGUAUUUUAAGUUUACAGAACAAUGUAUUUGUGAAAUGAUUACAUAUGAGUUGCUAUAAUUGUUGGUUACAUCUCAAAGGUUGGCUUUAUUUGGGACCAUGCAGUUGUUCAUUGUUGCCUGAGGAUGGAGGAUUUUAGGGGGAACAGAGGAGACCAGUUGUCACAAAAUUGAUUGCCAAUGAGAUGGGGGGUCAUGGGGGGGUCAUAAGAAUAUUACAGUGCCUUAUAGGGGAUCAGGUAAAUUUUAUCCUGACAUGAUCAAAUUCUUUUGAUCCCCCUCCCCUCACUCCUAAGGCAAAAAUGAUUACUUGCUUUCAAGUGGUCUUAGUAUUUUCUUGUGGGAAACAUACAUUUUUUAAAUUAUAGAUCUCAACUAGAAACUAAAUGUCAAAGAUUGGGUGAUUAUUUUUAACUUUUCUUCUGUUUUGAUUGCAGAUUCUCAUCUACCCUGCACUUCAGUUCAUGGACUUUUCACUUCCCUCGUAUCAAAACCAUGGCUCUCGACUCUUGUCAUUGGAACAAUUGGCAGGUUACUGGUCAUAUUACAUGACAGGAUCAGCUGACACGGUCUCAUCCUUUUUGGCAAACAAUCAUUCCAGGCAUCUUCGCAACACAAAGUACUCCUCUUACAUUGGGGUUGGUGAAAAGGGACAACAAAAUCAACAGAAGAAGCCAUUACGUGGAAUUCCAGUAAUUGUUUUAGAUAGUCUGGUGGACUAUAGAGCAUCACCUUUAAUGGCAAAUAGUUUAAAGGGGCUUCCCAAGACGUUAAUCAUUACAUGUGAAUUUGACAUCUUAAAGGAUGAUGGUCUGUUGUACAGGGCUCGUUUGUUGGAUGCUGGUGUCAAAGUGACCCAUUUAAACUACAUGAGCUACCAUGCCUUUUUGGCAAUUCAAGCAUCACCUUACUUUGUAGCUGAGGAGUUUAAUCAGGCAUUGAGAGAUAUAGUUGACUUUGUGAAAGGAGUGUAAAAAAGUCUAAAAAUAUGCAUAAAUUUGAUUAACAAAACAUUUAAGGCAUUUUUGAAGAAGACUUUGGUUAUGAGAAAUGGUUGUUGUAAAUGUACGCUUCUAAAAAUCUCCAGACUGCUUAGGUAUGCUGACAUACGUACCAUAGAACUUUCAAGAACAUUUCAUCACGUCACGCAGUCAUUACGUAAUAGUACUUAAAUAGUUCUUUUGUAAGCCUCUGGAAUGUUCCAGAACACUUUGUGAAUGUAUAUAAAGACUCGGUUAGGUAGUAGUAGUAGUAUUUAUUGUUGUUGUCAGGGGUGACCGACUGUUUAGAAAGCUAUGAGAGAGAGUAACAGUAGAAGAUUGCUAAUUUCAAGAAACGUUGUGGAAAACCUUGAGUUCGGCUCAGGGGUGAGCUAAGAUAUUGACUGUAGUGGGCUUAAGUAAGUUUGUCGAGCAUAAGUACUGUACUGCCUUCAGUAGUCGCUUGUUAUUAAGAAUAUCAAACACUUGUUUAUUGAAGUUGUUAAGUUUGUAGGAUUGUAGUGUUUUUCUGUCGGUUAGAUUAUAUCCAUUCGUAACACAUUGCAUCCUCUUCGUCUUGAUUCACAUCUUGAACAGGGUAUAAAAAAGUAUAAAUGUCUAGUUAAGUUUAUUUAAGCAAACAAUUUUAUGAGUUUUUUUUUAAGACAUUGCAUGAUCCUAUCAAUCUUGAUUCAUUCGUUCAAGAGAAACAUUUUUGACACGUUUUGAAAUGUUAAACUUCCGCACAAGAGUAACCCUGGACUAGACUAACUCUCAGGGUCUUAAAAUACUAAACUGGAGGAGAAUGUGCUGAUUUUGCUCUGACAUCUGCAAAUGGUUAGACAUUCUAGUCUUCUCGGAUAAGGACGAAAACUGAUGAUCGGAGAUAGUAAAAGAAGACGCUAAAGAACCCACACACUUCUUUCAAAGAGUAGGAAGCCCAGCUCCCAGAGUUGUGAUCUGGCCUUGUAUUCCGAAAAAAAACUUCUAAACUGGGGCACCUGUCAAAAUUCCUUUCAAGUAUUGUAGACUGCUCAAUGCAGUCUGGCCAAAGUCCCUUGCAAAGUAUUGUUAAAAGCGUAAUAGAGCAUAUUCACUUAUAUAGCGAAAUUUUCAUUUUAUGGAAAAUGCGCGAAAGAAAUGCAUCAUUGUUUUAUUCAUUCCAUGUUUGUUUAUCAGCCUGACUGAGUGGCGCUAAAAGCAAGUGACGUUCAGCAGCCGAUUGGCGAGUCAAACACGUGAAAAAAAUAUCGUAAUUUUUCAGAACGUGAGUUGUUAUGGCUUUUCUCAAGGCUGGAAAUCCUUGUAUAACACCGUAGAUUAUAUAAAAAUGCUACUAAACGAUGACAAAACAGAAGUUCUGAUGAUUGGCUUUAAGUAGCAACUGGCAAUCGACAUAAUUACAACUGGAUAAUCUGACUUACUACCUAAGUCUACCAUCAAUGGUAAAGAACCUAGGUGUGUUGUUUGAAUCCACUUUAACGAUGAAUACACAUGUUAAUAAGAUAUGCUCAACGGCUUUUAAUUAUUUGUAUGAUCUAGGAUGAAUUAGGACAUAUUUAUCAAGAGAGUCCACCGAGACAGUUAUUCGUGAGUUUGUAUUAAGUCAUGUCCAUUAUUGCCAGCUUAUCAGUGAGACAGGGUAAUUUAGAUUUAUCAACUGAGUUGAUAACCCAGACUUUCACUCAACAAAACGAGCACUGUGAUUGGUUGAUGUUUGGUCAUGAGCCCCUGAUCAAAUACAAUUGUAUCCCGACCGGGCUACAAUUGCGCAGUUGUCGCAAGCGCGCCGAAUGUAGCAGCAUGGUUUUGACAUAUGAUUGUUAGAGGGAAAGUCUAAAUAUAUAACAAAGCACUUAAUGUAUGGUCUCUCGGGAAACAAGUUAGUUUUGUUUUCCUGAGUGUCCUGAUGUUUCCCGAGAUGAAGUCGAGGGAAACAUCAGGACUCUCCGGAAAACAAAACUAGCUAUUUCCAUCGGGACCAUACCUUUAGUGUAUAUUGGCCACCGUUUCAACUCAGCCUGUUGUACUCUCCCACCGACGUAGCACCGCAAUUUCUUUAGAAAGUUACCCCCUUUAACCAUUUAUCAGUAAGAGAAACUACAAAGAGUCCAGAAUGCAGCUGCCAGAUUAAUAUUUCAAAAACUAAGACAUUGUCGAACAACUCCUCUUUUAUGUAGUCUUGACUGGCUGCCAAUUGUUUUUGCAUAGAGUUUUAAAAGAUGUUACUAUUGACGUAUACAAUUCACGGUUGCGCUCCUGAUUACAUUGGGGAGCUUAUAAUCAUUGUUAUUUUAUUAUUAUUGUUAUUAUUAUUAUUAUUAUUAUUAUUAUUAUUAAUUGUUCAUAAAACACAUUGGUACUUGAGUUUGUGCUGUCCUAGUCAAAGGAAGCUUUAGUCGUUGCGUGACAGUAGGAUCAUAUGAUCCAGCUUAAUACGGAAAAAAAAUCUCGCAAAGGGAAAGUGCGCUGUGACAUUCAAAGAAGAUCAUGGCUAACUUUUUCCUUAUUUUCAGUCUAACUGUUGGAAUCUUUUUUGGCAUUAUCGUGGCCUGGUACAAUAGUCAGGAAAUUCCAAAGGGAUUGCCCGACGAUCAGUUGAUGGGUCUACGAGUUUUCGGUACUGGUAUGGAUAUACUCCGCUUUCUGGUAAGGACACUUGCAGCUGUUGAUUACUUGUCGUCGAUAGAAUUAUUAUUGAAUGUUGGAUUAGGUCGGUGGAAUCACUUCGUCGAUUCACAAAAAUUUUUGUUGGACGAUUCACUUUUCUACGCUGGCACGUACUGUCAAGGUAGAGUAACUAAUCAUUGCAGCCACAUUAGAAAUUAUAUGUUCAUCACAAAUUGCGAAAUUAUUUAGUUGACGGAGAAGGAUAAUCGAUCGGGUUGCUAUGACUCUAUGACUCAGAAAAUCCUCCGAUUCUAAACAGGGAACUAAGAAAUAAUUUGGCCCACUUCCACCCCUAAGGUCUAAUUGAAAGCGUCGCGCUUGAUCUGAAGCUUAUUUUGAACUACCGGUAUUCUCUUUUUUCAAGGCGUCUACAGCUUCAGAUAUUGGGAUCGGGGAGUCCGCAAUGGAAAAUACUAAUUUGGGACUUCAAUGGUUAUCAUCGAUGCUCCCUGAAAGUGACGAAUCAGAAAACCUCUUGGAAAUCUGGAAUGACAAGAUAGCCAACAUCCCUGUACGUUUUUAUAAACCAAAAAUUCAUGGCAGCAAAAGAACUACUGGUGUGGUUUACUUUCAUGGCGGUGGAUUUACUCUUGGAAGUGUUGGUAGGUUGUAGGAGUCCUUUAGCUCCAAGAAGUGAUAAACUAACAGUCAUGUAACUUCCCCCAGAAAUAUCCAUCAUUAUCCACCAAAUUAGACAGGUGAUGAAAAUACCCAGACUUAUCAGAUAGAAGCAGUUACCCACAUCUAACACCAAGUUCUUGUAAAUUAUCUAAAAGGAACUGUGUAGCAGCUGGAGGAGAGAAUUAACAAUCAGAUUUUGGGAGUUAACCCUUCAACUCCCAAAAUCAAAUGAUUAAUUCUCCCCUCAAGCUGUUACACAUUUCCUUGUAAAGUAGUAAUGAGAAUUUGGUGCUAGAUUAGGAUAACAACAUCUACCUGAUAAGUUUGAAUAUUCUCACUACCUAUUUGCUGGAUAAUGUGAGGAUAUUAUAGAGAGAAGUUUGAUGUUGAUCACUUCUGGGACUUAAAAGGUUAAAGGGUUGAUAAGAUAAUUUAUCAGUACCUGCUGGUAGCAUCAGGAAACAAAACUCUGGAAUUAGUUUAUUGAGGAAGAAUUAAAGAGAAAGGGGAUUAGAAGCCUGGAAAAAUUGGAAAUGAAAGGGUGGAAGAGAAGAGAGAAAAAGGAUCAAAGAGGGAUUACAUGUGCAGAAACAGGAUUUUGUGAGGGUGGAGGGGGGGAGGCAGACAAGGAACAUGGCAAUGUUUGGAAGCUGGAGCUCUAGACACAACAUAUUGCAAUAAACUUAAAUGAAUAAUUUAGCAACUUGAAAGCUUCUUUUAAUCUCUAAUGUGGGUACCAACAUGAACCCUGAUUUUUUUAUGUUGUUAAAAAUUUGCAUCGGUUAACAAUAAUUUUUUUUUAUAAACUAUUUCUUCAGAUCAGCAUCAUCCAUUUACUCUGCUGUUAGCUAAAGAGGCAAAUGUUGUACUGGUGUCUGUUGAGUAAGUAUUCUACCAACUGAGUCUGGAUUUCUACUGAUGUAUGGUUGUACAACAUGAUCUACUAACCUUGAAAGCAAGCUCAUGUUUCUUCCUUUCACCUAUUGCAAAUUUUGUUGUGCUCUAUUCAUUUGAUAAUGAAAAUGAAUCCUAAUUUGAGCUCUUUUUCUUGCAAUGACAGGAUAAAUUCAAGAUAAUAAGGCUUACAACUUACCACUGCUCCAUAUGUCUCUAAACUUUUCAGAUACAGAUUAGCACCCAAACACACUUUCCCAACCCAGUUCCAUGACUGUUAUGUUGUUGUUAACACCUUACUGGCCACUGGAGAAAAAUAUGAUAUUGAUACAAACCAUAUUAUUGUUGCUGGAGACAGUGCUGGUGGUAAUCUAGCAGCUGCAGUUGCUCUCAAGCUUCGAGAUGAGGACAAACACCUGGCAGCUGAGGUAACAGAACCUUUAACCAGCCUUUCAAGACCCUAUUGAUUUCUCUAUGCCAAGAAAGAUACCCUAAAAUAACUUUUUUGCUUAAGUUACGAUGGUAAUCACGAAGACACCAUGGUAACAAAUUUUACUUGUGGUCUUACCAGUGGAAGCAUCCAUUUCUUACAUUACAGAUCUCAACUGGAACUAAGCGUCAAUGAUUGUGUGAUUCUUUUCAACUUUUCUUCUGUUUUGAUUGCAGAUUCUCAUCUACCCUACACUUCAGUUUAUGGACUUUUCACUUCCCUCGUUUGAAAACCAUGACUCUCGGCUCUUGUCAUUGGAACAAUUAGCAGAGUACUGGUCAUAUUACAUGACAGGAACACCUAACAUGGUAUCAUCCUUUUUAGCAAACAAUCACUCCAGGCAUCUUCACAACACAAAGUACUCCUCUUACAUUGGGGUUGGUGAUAGGGGACAGCAAAAUAAAAAAAAGAAGCCAUUAGAUGGAAUUCCAGAGGUUGUUUUAAAUGGUCUGGUGGACUAUAGAGCAUCACCUUUAAUGGCUAAUAGUUUAAAGGGGCUUCCCAAGACAUUAAUCAUCACAUGUGAAUUUGAUAUCUUAAAGGAUGAUGGUCUGUUGUACAGGGCUCGUUUGUUGGAUGCUGGUGUCAAAGUGACCCAUUUAAACUACAUGAGCUACCAUCCUUUUUUGGCAGUUCAAGUGUCACCUUAUUUUGUAACAGAGGAGUUUAAUCAGGCAUUGAGAGAUAUAGUUGACUUUGUGAAAGGGGAGUAAAAAAGUCAAAGUCCGUUUACAAAAAAUGUUAGGACAUCACAUACCAUUUGUCUUGAUUCACAUCUUGAACGAGUAUAACAAAGUAUAAAAGUCUGCUUAAAUUUUUAUUGGAAAACAAUUCUAGGGAAUUGUUUGAGAACAAGAACAUUGCUUGAUACCCCAUACAUCUUGAUUCGUCCACCCAAGAGAAACCUUAUGGACUCUAUAAAAAGAAAGUUAGACAUCCACACAAGAGUAACCAUGGACCAGAUCAGCACUCAGGGUCUUAAAAUAACUAAGAAAAACAUGCUGCCUUUGUUACAAAAUGGUUAGACAUUCUAGUCUUCUCGGAUAAGGACAAAAAUUGAUGGCUCCAUCUCCUGCAUCUUCUCAAUACAGGUUAGCAGGAUGUGUUAACCUUUUAACUCCUAGAGAAGAUUAACAAGUAACUUCUCUCUCUAAUAUCCUUACCUUAUCCAGCAAACUGUUAAUGAAUCAAACUUAACAAGUAGAAGUUGUUUUCUUCAUCUGAUAACAAAUCUUGCAACUGAUUUACAAGGAAAUGCAUGGAAGCUGGAUGGGAAGAAUUAACAGUCAGAUCUUGAGAGUUAAAGAACUGCAAAAAGAAGGGAAUGUAGUUCCCAUUCUGGCCUUGUAUCCCACAAAAAAAUUCUUAAACUGGGGGCACCUAAAGAAUUCCUUUGAAAAUUGUCGACUGCCCAAUGCAGUCUGGCCAAAGUCUCCUGCAAAGUACUGUAGAGUGUAUCAGAACAUAUUCAUUUAUAUGGCGUAAUCUGCAUAUUAUGGAAAAUGCACUAUAGAAAUGCAUCACUGGC